This is a messenger RNA of Menidia menidia (Atlantic silverside), 8149 nucleotides long. The record is from the annotation of a GenBank genome assembly. Lineage: Eukaryota; Metazoa; Chordata; Actinopteri; Atheriniformes; Atherinopsidae.
UUAUUGGGGGCAUUAAAGAUCCGAUGGGUGGACCUGCAGUAGUAUUUCCAGCCCCGUGAUUUGCUGGUUAACUGUCAUUUCGCUCUAAUCGCAGCUCUGGUUCGUGGAGCUUGUCCAGCCCUCCCGUCCAAGGACGCACGGAGUGAAGCGACUGUACUGCGUGCGGUUUGGUUAAAGCCCGAAUACCUUCACUGUGAAGGCUGGGCGCUGGGAAGGAGGAUCGGGGCCUCGUUGGAGCUGAGAGAAGAGGCUUAAACUCCCCACCUAUGGCUCUUUUGUAGGACGGUUUCUAUCUUCACUUGGGAUUGUGGAAGGGACGUCAUUAAAAGUCAUCUGAAGCCGCACAGAGGUUUUAUUCACUUGUGGGCGUCCGAUCAUGGAGAUGCAAAGGUGGUCCACAAGGUGGAAAACGAAAAGAUGGUUUAUGGAUUCCACUGUAACUGCAUUCAUCACUUUAACCCUGGUUCUACAGGCUGCUAAUGUGAAAGCAGUGGAACCAGUGGAUGUCCUAAAAGUAUUAGCUUUUCAUACUUACCCUGAAGGAGUGACAAAAACAUCAGGAUUUUGUACAAACCGAAGAGCAUCAUCACCAGACUCAGCUUACAAAGUUGGCAAGCAGAUCCAGAUCAGCGCCCCCACCACACAGUUAUUCCCUGGUGGUGUUUUUCCUGAGGACUUCUCCAUCCUGACCACAGUGCGCCCCAAGUCUGGCCUCCAGUCCUUCUUGCUCUCCAUCUACAAUGAGCAGGGUGUCCAGCAGCUGGGUGUGGAGGUUGGACGCUCACCUGUCUUCUUGUAUGAGGAUCAGACAGGCAAGCCGGCCCCAGAGGACUACCCCCUGUUCCGUAGUCUCAACCUUGCUGAUGGAAAGUGGCACCGUGUGGCCAUCAGCGUGGAAAAGACGAUGGUCACUUUCAUUGUCGACUGUAAGAAGAAGAUCACCAAGCCUCUCCUCAGAGGUGACUUUGCAUCGAUCAGCACCAGUGGCAUCACUGUGUUCGGCACCAGGCUUCUGGAUGAGGAGGUUUUCCAGGGAGACAUCCAGCAGCUCCUGAUUGUGGCUGAUCCCAAAGCAGCGUACGACUACUGUGACCAUUACAGCCCCGAUUGUGACAAACCCCACAGCGAUUCUCUGCAGGCCCAGGAGCCAGAGGAGAGAGAGAAACAUAGCAUCACCAUGACCAAGAGGAGGACCAGAAAGUCCCUAAGUAAAACUAAGGCCAAGCCCUUAAAAUUCUUGGCUGCCAAAAAAUCACCCACGAAAACGUAUCUGUCUAAGAAGAAGCGACAGAUGCAUGGGUACCAGGCCACAGCGCCGGCACGUCCCAGGGGCAAUUUUAGGCUAAGCAAUUUAGAGGGAAAUUACAAUACAGAAAAUGACUACGGAACUGUAGAUGGUACUCAGACUCAGUCUCCCUUUGCCACGUUUGGACCCAAUGAGGCUGUGGAGGAGGAUUAUGUCAGUGAAGUCCUCACUGAUACUACUCCCAUUGCUCCAGAACCCUCCACUGUUCCUGAAACAGUGGAUAACUUGGAGACUGGCGCAGAAGCGUAUGACUUUAAGGAGUAUGACCUGAAGGAGUUUGACAGGUUGUAUGAUUAUGGUACAUAUGAUGAGUAUGGAAUUGCCCCAUCCAAAACCCCAGCAGCCUACGAUGAUGCGGUUGGGCCUGGGGUUGCUGCUGAAACCGACGUUUCUGAGAGUACUGUUCAGGGUGGUGAAGCAGCCUUUGGCCAGAAGGGUGAAAAGGGGGAACCGGCUGUGAUUGAACCUGGCAUGCUGAUUGAAGGACCCCCAGGACCACCCGGCCCAGCCGGUCUUCCAGGACCUUCGGGCCUACAGGGACCCCCAGGUACUGCUGGAGAUCCUGGUGACAGAGGUCCUCCCGGUCGCGCUGGUCUGCCUGGUGCUGAUGGGUUACCAGGACCUCCGGGUACCAUGCUUAUGUUGCCAUUCCGUUUUGGUGGGGAUGGUGAGAAGGGUCCCGUGGUGUCGGCCCAGGAAGCUCAAGCACAGGCCAUCCUUUCCCAGGCCAGACUGGCUAUGAGGGGACCCCCUGGGCCGAUGGGUUUGACUGGCAGAUCCGGGCCAGUGGGUCCACCUGGUGCUACUGGACUGAAAGGUGAAGGUGGUGAUCAUGGUCCUCAGGGUCCUCGUGGCAUCCAAGGGCCUCCAGGACAGCCUGGCAAAGCUGGAAAAAGGGGUCGUGCUGGUGCAGAUGGUUCCCGUGGGAUGCCAGGAGAGUCAGGCAGCAAGGGUGAUCGAGGCUUUGAUGGACUUCCUGGGCUGCCUGGUGAAAAGGGACACAGGGGAGAGCCAGGCCCCAUGGGACCAAUAGGUUCCCCAGGAGAGGACGGGCAGAGAGGUGAAGAUGGAGAGAUUGGGCCAAGAGGAUUAGCCGGAGAGAGUGGUCCCAGAGGUCUGCUUGGACCUCGUGGUCCCCCAGGACCCCCUGGAUCCCCUGGUGUUGCUGGAGUUGAUGGACCUUCAGGUCCCAAAGGAAAUAUGGGACCACAAGGAGAGCCAGGCCCACCUGGUCAGCAGGGAAUUCCUGGAACACAGGGCCUUCCUGGUCCUCAAGGGCCCAUCGGACCACCUGGAGAAAAAGGACCUCAGGGCAGGUCGGGGUUGCCUGGACUUCCUGGAGCUGAUGGCCCUCCUGGGCAUCCUGGUAAAGAGGGUCCUCCUGGAGAGAAAGGAGGCCAGGGUCCACUGGGUCCCCAAGGUCCUAUCGGUUAUCCUGGCCCUCGUGGUGUGAAGGGGGCUGAUGGUGUCCGUGGUCUCAAGGGAUCGAAGGGAGAGAAGGGAGAGGAUGGAUUCCCAGGUUUCAAGGGGGACAUGGGGAUCAAAGGCGACCGGGGUGAGAUUGGCAUGCUUGGACAACGAGGGGAGGAUGUCAGGGCCUCUUGGACCAGCUGGAGAGAAGGGUAAACUCGGUGUCCCGGGGCUGCCAGGUUAUCCUGGACGACAAGGACCAAAGGGCUCAACCGGAUUCCCUGGGUUCCCUGGAGCCAAUGGAGAAAAAGGGGCCAGGGGUAUUGCAGGAAAACCUGGUCCAAGAGGGCAAAGGGGUCCAACGGGUCCGCGUGGUGCUCGAGGUGCAAGAGGUCCAACAGGAAAACCUGGUCCCAAGGGCACGGCAGGCAAUGAUGGCCCUCCAGGCCCACCUGGUGAGAGAGGACCCCAAGGACCACAGGGACCAGUGGGCUUCCCUGGACCCAAAGGCCCUCCUGGACCUCCUGGAAAGGAUGGACUGCCGGGACACCCUGGCCAGCGUGGUGAGACUGGGUUCCAAGGAAAGACUGGUCCACCAGGUCCGGGAGGUGUUGUUGGGCCCCAGGGACCCACUGGAGAAACUGGUCCUGUUGGAGAAAGAGGACACCCUGGACCUCCUGGCCCACCCGGAGAACAAGGUCUUCCUGGUGCUGCUGGCAAGGAGGGAGCCAAGGGAGAUCCUGGACCACAAGGAUCGAGCGGUAAAGAUGGUCCCCCAGGUCUUCGUGGUUUCCCUGGAGAGAGAGGUUUACCCGGGGCAACGGGCCCAGCAGGACUGAAGGGUGGAGAGGGACCCCAGGGUCCACCUGGUCCAGUCGGUUCUCCUGGUGAGAGAGGUCCUGCUGGUCAAGGUGGUCCAGUUGGUCAGUCUGGUAGACCGGGUCCUCAGGGUCCCCCAGGGCCUGCUGGAGAGAAAGGUGCACCCGGUGAGAAAGGCCCUCAAGGUCCUGCUGGCCGUGAUGGUGUCCAGGGUCCUGUUGGUCUGCCUGGGCCUGCUGGACCCCAGGGCCCACCUGGUGAGGACGGUGAUAAGGGAGAGGUUGGAGAGCCUGGUCAAAAAGGCAGUAAGGGUGACAAGGGAGAGCAGGGUCCUCCUGGGCCAGCUGGCCUCCAAGGGCCCAUAGGUGCCCCAGGUCCUGCUGGAGCUGAUGGGGAGCCUGGGCCCAGAGGUCAGCAGGGUAUGUUUGGACAGAAAGGAGAUGAAGGUUCCCGAGGUUUCCCUGGACCUCCUGGUCCCAUUGGUCUUCAGGGGCUUCCUGGACCUCCAGGUGAAAAGGGGGAAAAUGGUGACGUUGGGCCCAUGGGUCCUCCUGGUCCCCCUGGUCCCAGAGGUCCUCAGGGUCCCAGUGGAGCUGAUGGCCCACAAGGUCCUCCAGGUGGUGUGGGUCCCAUGGGAUCUGUUGGUGAGAAGGGUGAGCAAGGAGAAGCUGGAAACCCAGGACCACCCGGAGAGGCAGGAACUGGGGGACCUAAAGGUGAGAGAGGAGAGAAAGGUGAAGCUGGCCCACCUGGAGCUGCUGGACCUGCUGGCGCCAAAGGACCCCCUGGAGACGAUGGUUCAAAGGGCAACCCGGGUCCCGUUGGAUUCCCUGGAGACCAUGGCCCCCCUGGAGAGCCAGGUGUUGCUGGAACUGAUGGAGAACCUGGAGAGAAGGGAGAGGAUGGUGAAGCUGGUCAACCAGGACCCCCUGGUCCAUCGGGAGAGGCUGGCCCACCAGGCCCACCGGGCAAGAGAGGACCUCCAGGCGCUGCUGGUGCAGAGGGCAGGCAAGGAGAGAAAGGCGCUAAGGGUGAAGCAGGUUCUGAGGGCCCAGCUGGCAAGACAGGACCUGUUGGACCACAAGGACCUCCAGGAAAGCCUGGUCCAGAAGGUCUACGUGGAAUCCCUGGGCCUGUUGGUGAACAAGGACUGCCUGGCUCCCCAGGGCAAGAUGGUCCACCAGGUCCAAUGGGUCCCCCUGGUCUUCCUGGCCUGAAAGGUGACCCUGGGUCUAAAGGUGAAAAGGGUCAUCCAGGUUUGAUUGGUCUGAUAGGACCUCCUGGAGAGCAAGGAGAGAAAGGAGACCGAGGUUUGCCUGGACCCCAAGGCUCACCUGGUGGCAAGGGUGACAGUGGUAUCAGUGGAGCAACUGGUCCCCUUGGUCCCCCAGGUCCCCCAGGUUUGCCUGGUCCUCAAGGUCCCAAAGGAGCUAAGGGUUCCUCUGGUCCUGCAGGUCAAAAGGGAGACACCGGUUCAAUUGGUCCUCCCGGUCCUCCCGGCCCACCGGGGGAGGUCAUUCAGCCACUCCCCAUUCAGUCACCCAAGAAGACCAGGCGUUCCAGUGACAUACAGUCAGAUGCAGCUAGCACCAUCAUGGAUUAUGGCGAGGGCAUGGAGGACAUCUUUGGAUCACUCAAUAACCUCAAACAGGACAUUGAACGCAUGAAAUACCCCAUGGGCACACAAAACAACCCAGCCAGAACAUGCAAAGAUCUACAACUCUGCCACCCAGAGUUCCCCGACGGCGAGUACUGGAUUGAUCCGAACCAAGGCUGCUCUGGGGAUUCCUUCAAAGUCUUCUGUAACUUCACUGCUGGGGGUGAAACCUGCAUCUAUCCCGAUAAGAAGUCCAAUGGAGUCAGAAUAUCCUCAUGGCCCAAAGAGGUUCCAGGUUCAUGGUUCAGUGAAUUUAAGCGUGGUAAAAUGUUUUCCUAUGUGGACACAGAUGGAAACUCAAUAAACAUGGUACAAAUGACCUUCCUCAGACUACUGACAGCCUCAGCCAGGCAAAACUUCACCUACACUUGCCACCAGUCUGUGGCAUGGCAUGAUGCCUCCAGCGACAGCUACGACAAGGCGCUACGCUUCUUGGGAUCCAACGAUGAGGAGAUGUCUUAUGACAAUAACCCGUUCAUUCAGGCCAUCUCAGACAGCUGUGCGACGAGGAAGGGUUAUGGAAAGACUGUGAUGGAGAUUAAUACACCCAAAAUUGAUCAGGUUCCAAUCAUCGACGUCAAGUUGAGUGACUUUGGGGACCCUAACCAGAAGUUUGGCUUCGAAGUUGGACCUGUCUGCUUCCUGGGCUAAAUGAAAAAAAGAAAAAGUAAAACGAAGGACUUGAAGGGGACAGCAAAGAAAGUCAAUAUAAGACAUUCUGGGUAACACCAAACCCCAUUUUUAGCCCCCCCACCCUUUUCUAUGCCACAUGCAAGUUUUGAAUAAGAAAUGGUGUAGCAAACAUGUCUUUCCAUGUAUGUACGUGUAACCCAGGAAAAUACUUGUUGCCCUUGUAGGGCUUGAACCACAUGACUUAACCACGUUAUGGAGCAAUGGUGAAGGACAUUGGAAAGCGUGGCAGAGGAGGGUGAAUUGGAGGUAACCAUGAGAGGGGGUCAGGCGACAGAAGGGGAAACAGAUCUCCUCUCUUGAUUCUCCUGGUGCUGUGUGAAAAUGACUACAAUGGUGCUUGAUCAAAACACACAAAAGUAUAUAGGGGUGCUAAGAAAGACGGUUUAUUUUGAUAAUUAUAAAAAAAAACUGUAAUUAUUAUUUUGUACAAUUCUGUUAUUUCCGAAUCCACUUUCAAAACUUGCAUGUGUAUCACAUCCUGCUUUUGGCUCUAUAUUUUCAAAGUUGGUUCAAAUAUAUCAAAUCUAAGUUAAAAACACCAUGAAAUCAAAGACAUUUAUCAAAUUUAGUAAUCUGUUUGUUUGUUUGUUUUUCAAACCCAGUCUCUUUACACGUCAAGAAGCAAAGAAAAUUGAGCAUUCAAACAAUUCUCUAUAGACUGUAUGACCUAUGUAUAUAUUGACAGUCCAAAGCUUGAGGUUAUUUGCUGUUUUACCUUUGCGACCAUAGGUGAAACACCUGGAGGCAUCACACCAGUACGUAUAUGGCAACAUCUCCCACUAAUGUUGUGAUCCUGUGCUUGUAGGAGGCAAUUAUGACAUCUAUUUCCAUUUAUUUAAUUCUAUUUGUUGUUUUUUCUGUAACACUUUUUUGACAGGCUCUUUUUUUUUUGGUUGUAUACCUCAAACUUUCUUGAUAACCUUUAAGAUGCAAGGAUUCUAUGCCCUGUAUAUACCUUGGUUAAGCAAUUAAGUAUAUAUAUUGUGGGUGGGGAUUUUUUUUAAAACAGAGAAAUACGUUAACUGUUAGACAUCCACUGUUCAAUUCCUUCUGUGAAUGCAAUGAGAAGCCCUCGUGGUGACCCAUUUUUGUAACUAAACUGAGGUGAUAAAAAUGUUUUAAUGUGCUUUUUAUAGUUCAUUUAAAUAUUAAAACUGGAUUCGAAACAACAUCGAAACUGAAUGUCUCAAUGGUGAUUUUGGGUGAUUUUGGAGCAGAUGAACCUUCUGUACAUGUCAAAUACUUUAAAUCAAGGAUAUGUUACAUCAGCUAAGAUUCUGGACUGAUGCAAUUCCAUAUCUCUUGACACCAAUAAAGUACAAUCUCACAGUAAUUUCAUUUGAUUCCGAGUAUGGAAACCUCAAUUAAAUGUCUUUUUUCAUUUUCCACCAGACGUAGAGAACAAAGAGCCCCCACAUGAUUAAAAUAGUCUAGUUUUGACCCAAACCCAUUUCUUUUCUGUCUUUCAAAAUAUCAGCUGCAUUUCAUGAUAUGUCUGAUGAAAGUGUUUAUGUUUCAAGUGCACAAACAAAACCACACAACAAUUGGAUUUGUGCUCACUCACUCGGAGUGAACUAAAUCAAAGGAUUUAAUCUCAAGGUUCAAUUGAGGAGCUUGAACUUCUGUGCAGUUUUUAAAUUGGACAUUUUUUUUUAACGUUUUAAAGUUUUUAAACAUUGCCCUUGUGCACAUUUGUGCAGAUGCAGCAGACUUUUUUGCCAAGUAAAGCAUGAAAAAGAUCAUUCCUAACUGGAAGUUUAAAGCAUAUAUAAUGUAAAACAUGAAGCAGUCAACUUGGUUAUGAAAGUUUAAGUUGUAGCUGACCAAAUUUAACGACAGAAUGAGCAACAUUACCUUUAACAAAAGUUAAAUGUAGGUGUUAACAUAGGUAAGACACAGACCCUGGGCUUCUCAGUGUCUUCUAUAGUUACAACUAAUACCGUGUGCUCUCACAUACAGCUGGUCUAGGGCAUGUAUUUAAGGGAAAAGGCAUCCGUAUAUCAUAUUUCAUCGGUGGUUUCAUAAGGAUGCAUUGAGCUCUUCUGUGUGGGAGGCUUUAUUCUUUGUUGGCCGUGACCAGUAGUUAGCUUAGGGUAAAAUCAAAGUGAAAUCAUUGGCUGGCCCAAAUUUGUCCUCAAGUAACGGGAAUUCUGAAGAUCAUAAGUUACUAGUUACAUAAAAGCUGCAUGUAAUGUGAAUAUUUUUGGUUGCUGUGUCCAUCCAGAAAAUGUAAAAAAAUAAAAAAUAGAAAUAAAAAAUAAAGC